Messenger RNA from Gloeophyllum trabeum ATCC 11539, 677 nucleotides. RefSeq lists its product as uncharacterized. Gene Ontology annotation, cellular component: P-body; RNA polymerase II, core complex. Gene Ontology annotation, biological process: transcription initiation at RNA polymerase II promoter; positive regulation of translational initiation; DNA-templated transcription. The transcript is spliced from 6 exons. Lineage: Eukaryota; Fungi; Basidiomycota; Agaricomycetes; Gloeophyllales; Gloeophyllaceae. Gene Ontology annotation, molecular function: single-stranded RNA binding; single-stranded DNA binding; translation initiation factor binding. The record is from RefSeq and is a predicted model, not a curated record. Bases 21 to 533 code for a protein of 170 amino acids.
GCAUCCGUUUCGCCUGAACCAUGUUCUUCAUAAAAGAAUUGACGCAUACUAUUCUGCUUCAUCCGUCAUACUUUGGUCCUCGGAUGCUCCAGUUCCUGGAGUCUAAGCUAUAUUCCGACGUUGAAGGAACAUGUUCAGGACAGUUCGGUUAUAUCAUCGCUGUCGUCUCCAUUCUAGAUAUUGGGAAGGGUGUCGUCCUGAGUGGUAGUGGGCAAGCUGAGUUUGUGACACGGUACCGGGCAAUCGUCUUCAAACCCUUCAAAGGAGAAGUUGUGGACGGAGUUGUGGGGAAUGUGAACAAGAUGGGUUUCUUUGCGGACGUUGGCCCCUUGACGGUAUUCGUCUCACAUCAGCUCAUCGGGCCAGACUUCCGAUACGAUCCCAACUCUAAUCCGCCCUCUUUCGCUUCGGAGGACCAGAUCAUCGAGAAGAACACAAAAAUUCGGCUAAAGAUUGUUGGAACGCGUGUCGAUGCUACGGAAAUUUUCGCCAUUGGCACCAUAAAAGAAGAUCAUCUUGGUGUCAUCGACUGACGGGUAUUAUGCUGGGUUUUCAUUGCUUUCGUAUCUUUUCGUCGCGUCCUUAGAAUGUAUAUCUAAUGUAACCUAAUGUACCGGUGCCCUCCAGGCAUAGAUUGGGAGAAUGUUGUGCCUGUCGCGCUCAUCAUGACACCUGAA